AACGCUUAGGUUUUUCACGCAUACGCUUUUGAUCAGUUUUACGUUUUGUCGUCUCCGCUUUACUUCGAAAAUAUAUUUAAUUAGAAUUUUAGAGUAUAAAAUAUAUACGUAAAAAAAUUUUUAAAUUUAUUGUUUUUUUUUUCUCGUAACGUGCAACGUUUUACUAUCAACAGCUGUCAAAGUUAUCGAGAUAGAUUUUUUGUUUACUAAGCUCAAAGAAAGUGAACACUGCUCUUAAUACGUUUUAUUCGGUGCAGUGUUGUUUAAAUAUUUUUCCAAUUAAAAUACAAGUGUACCGUUUUCCCGACCGGAAGCAAACAAACAUGGCCGACGCCGAGUGCAUCGAUUUACUAGAAAAGGAGAGGAUUUCCAAAGAGUUAAAAAAUCGUUUGUUUGAGUGGCGAGAAAUUGUUGUAAUUUUAUAUUCGUUAAUGGCAUGGGAAAAAAUAUGGUUUCCAAUGGUAACAGUAGCAUAUAUUUCAAUAUUUUAUAUGUAUAUAUGGUUAAUGAACUGUUCAACACUAAACUUAAUUUGGACGACUGGGCUGGUACUCACGUUGAUGGACUUUUUCGUCUCUGGUCCACUUCAAAGAUUACUACCGCCAAGCAGUUGGGAUCAAGACAAAGAACGCGUAUACUCAUUGGUUUGCGGAUCCGUAACCGACUAUUAUGUGACAUUCAGGCUAUAUGCAGAACGGUUUUUUAAGCUUAGGCAGACCAACACAAGAUUGUUUCACUCUGUCUUGGCUGUGACGUUUUUCAGUCUAUUGUAUGUUGGGAUAACGUUUAAUAAUUUGUUAGUGUCAUAUGUUACAGUUUUAGCCAUUUUAUUGUUUCCUGGUUUCAAAAUGAGGUCAGAAUACAUCGAAGAUUUACUACAGAAAUAUUUACAUUCAGUUUUGUCAAGAUUUUGGCCAAAUAAUGAUAUUAUGACGUCUUCGUAGAAUUACACUUCCGCUUUUGUAUGACAAUAGGUUAUUUUUACAUUUUAUUUUUGAAAAAUCAACGAUCAGUGAAAUUACAAUGUUUAAGUAUGAAUUGUGGUGUGUUACGUGCGCAUCAUAAGCAGUGCUCACCACAUUUCACAAUACAUUUUUCUCAUGUUUUUUAGCACAGUGUUGUUUAACUUCAAAAAUUAAACGCAAUAUUUUAUAAUUCUACAUAAAUAUCCCUAUUAUAUACUUUUGUUAUCAGUGUAUUUAAAAGUAACAGUUGAUACAAACGUGUCAACAUGCAAUUUCUCAUUCUGUUUGAAAUUGUUAACAACACGCUGAACAAUUUAAAGACUAUUGUAGUGAUAUCAUAUCAAAUUUCAAAUUGAUUAUUUACACUAGUGUAUUUUAUACAAUGGUUUCUGUUAUUAUAUAUGUUAAAUUAUUUAAAUAAUGUAAAAACUCCAUAACACAUAAGGCAUUUUUGAAAUUCAAUGUACAUAAAAUUAACGUGAAGCCUUUGUGUAAUAAAUUUAGUAUGCUAUGUUAA
Daktulosphaira vitifoliae (grape phylloxera) is the source of this 1482-nucleotide messenger RNA. RefSeq names its product ADP-ribosylation factor-like protein 6-interacting protein 1 (gene Arl6IP1). NCBI's taxonomy places the organism in Eukaryota, Metazoa, Arthropoda, Insecta, Hemiptera, Phylloxeridae. The coding region runs from base 324 to 944 and encodes 206 amino acids. The transcript is spliced from 5 exons. The record is from RefSeq and is a predicted model, not a curated record.